Sclerotinia sclerotiorum 1980 UF-70 is the source of this 522-nucleotide messenger RNA. RefSeq lists its product with no specific name. The transcript has a single exon. The coding region runs from base 1 to 522 and encodes 173 amino acids. The record is from RefSeq and is a predicted model, not a curated record. Lineage: Eukaryota; Fungi; Ascomycota; Leotiomycetes; Helotiales; Sclerotiniaceae.
AUGAGGCGUUCAGCGACGGAGUCUACCUUUACCGAAGAUGUAACUUUCCGCGAGAAUUCACGACGGAGAUCACAUAACUCGCGCAGGAGCUCGAGACCCCAUAGUCGAAGGGUGAGCACCACGGAGAAAGUCGAGAUUAGGCGUCAACGCAGUCGAAAUCGAAGUUCCACUCCUGUUCGAGUGGUAAGGGAGGAAGUGCGACAAGAAGCGAGGAGACCUCCACCUGUCGAGAGAGUCGUCGUCGAAGAGCGAAGACCUCCGCCUGCCGAGAGAGUCGUCGUCGAAGAGAGAAGGGAAGUAAGAAGGAGUAGGGAUGAGAGAAGGAGUAGGAGUAGGGAUGAGAGAAGUUCGAGUACAAGUGGCGGGAACAGUGAUGAGGUUGUGGUAAUUGAAGAACAUGAUCCACCGAGGAGGUCAAAGAGUAAGAGGGAGAGGAGGAACAGUGGAUUUCGAACAGUGGACCCAUUGAGCGUUGCGGGUGUCGUUGGUGGGGAAGCUAGGAGAGGCGAACGGAGGAGGUAA